AUGCCUGAAUUUCAAAGUGCACUCUGGUGGAGGCGUGAGGGUAUGAGUGGGGUUGAGCAUGCCAACUUUAUAGGAGGAAUAGGCCACCCUGGCUCCAUGGAACAAAAGGUUUGUAUUGAGAACAGUGGGAAACUGAGGACAGAGCGGGACGCAACCAACUGGUCAAAGGGGAAGCUGCGGGAGCUCCUGGUGGGGGUCAUGGUGGAAGAUGAGGUUGGCCGCUGUGAGAUCAGUGACCUGAAGCAGGUGGAAGGGGAGGCCUCCUGCAGCAGCCGCAAGGGAAAGCUGAUUUUCUUCUAUGAGUGGAACAUCAAGCUGAGCUGGAAAGAUGGCCUAGAGCUGGAUGUUGAGAAGACAGAGGAGCUGGAGAUUGUGAGAACACAAUGUGUGUUGGGUACAAUCAAGGAAUCUGGUGCAAAGCAUAGAGGAUCGGUUGAAAUACCCCACCUCUCUGAAGAAAAUGACGUGGACGAUACGGAGGUACAUGUGAGUAAAAAGAAAGGAGAUGGAGAUUCACUGAAGGAUCUUAUGAAAACGGCAGGGGUGGCCAAGGUCCGAGAAGCCCUUGAAAAUUACCUGAAAGCCCUGAAGACAGAAUUUACAACAGCAAUGAUUUUACCAACAAAGAGUACUCAGGAACUGACUGCAAAAAGAAAAUUGAGUGGACAUCCUUUUCAGGAUUCGGUAUCUCCAAUGGCUCCGGAAGCAGUAGGCGUGAGGAUUCCAACAGUGACAAUACAGAUGAGGGAAAUGUUCAACACGGCAGUAGAACAGCUGUAUAGCAUCUUCACCAGUAAGGAUUUGGUGCAAAAGUUUUCUAAAUCUUCUGCUGUGAUAAAAGCUGAAAAAGGAGGCAAAUUCCAGAUGUUUGAUGGGAAUGUUACUGGUGAAUACCUAGAACUGUUAUCCAAUGAAAGGAUUGUUAUGAAGUGGCGAUGUAAGAGCUGGCCAGAGGAACAUUAUGCAACUGUUGCACUGAAUUUUGUGCCUGUGGUAGGACAAACAGAGUUACAGCUAAACUGCAAAGGAGUUCCAGUUUGUAAAGAAGAAAGUACAAGACAGUGCUGGGAGAAGCAGCAUUUUGAAGAAAUAAAGAGGCUUACUGUAGCUUUUGGCAACCCUGAACAGUUGAAUUAGCUAGAAGACAUUUUAUAAAGGCAUUACACUUUUUUAUAAGUGGAAAAAAGUUCAUGCUUCACUAAGCCUCUUUUUUUUGCCCCUU
Trichosurus vulpecula (common brushtail) is the source of this 1222-nucleotide messenger RNA. RefSeq names its product activator of 90 kDa heat shock protein ATPase homolog 2-like. Gene Ontology annotation, molecular function: protein-folding chaperone binding; ATPase activator activity. NCBI's taxonomy places the organism in Eukaryota, Metazoa, Chordata, Mammalia, Diprotodontia, Phalangeridae. Gene Ontology annotation, cellular component: cytosol. Gene Ontology annotation, biological process: protein folding; positive regulation of ATP-dependent activity. The record is from RefSeq and is a predicted model, not a curated record.